Messenger RNA from Ylistrum balloti, 6495 nucleotides. Its product is annotated as bifunctional 3'-5' exonuclease/ATP-dependent helicase WRN-like. NCBI's taxonomy places the organism in Eukaryota, Metazoa, Mollusca, Bivalvia, Pectinida, Pectinidae. Gene Ontology annotation, biological process: telomere maintenance; double-strand break repair via homologous recombination; DNA replication. The coding region runs from base 1 to 4101 and encodes 1366 amino acids. The record is from RefSeq and is a predicted model, not a curated record. The transcript is spliced from 29 exons. Gene Ontology annotation, molecular function: protein binding; 3'-5' DNA helicase activity; nucleic acid binding. Gene Ontology annotation, cellular component: cytoplasm; nucleoplasm; chromosome.
AUGAGUUCCUUGUCAUUUUCCAAGAACGUGGAAAAAUUGUGCAAAUUAGUUAGACGGUUAGAAGCAGUAGUCAAGCAACCUUCAAAAAAUGAAGCUAAAAAAGAGAAAGCUUGUGCUAAAUUAAAAGAGGCAACCAGGAGCGUCCAAGAUGCCUUAGAAAUAUUGCAUUGCUCAAGUGAAGAUGUGAAUGAGAAAUCAUUUGAAGGUGCUUUGUCUGACCGAGGGCUUUUGGGUGUGGCUAAGAAACUUGGUCAUGACUGGAAAAUGUUGGCUACUCACCUUGGCCUGAAGCAAUAUGAGCUUGAGCAAAUUGAACGGGACUAUCCUUAUCAGGCCAUCCAACAGAACCACAAGGUCCUUAUCAUUUGGCGUGAAAAACAGCUUACCAAGCAGAGGUCAGAAGUGAAGAUUCUCAAAUCCCUCAAACAAACAUUACUGUCCAUUAAGCGUCAAGAUAUUGUUGAUCACUGGGAUGGGAUAAUCUAUUCUUCACAAGAUACUACUGUUGAUGAACUGGAUGAAGAGGUAGAUGAUAACAGAAAUGUGACUACUUCUGUUAAUAAUGAGACAGAAAGAGAUGGCAUUGUUUUGGACACUUCAUGUAAAUCUUUCAAGAAAGAAGAAUGUGUAAAUAAAGAUGUCUGUAAUUCCAGCUUAGAUCUGUUGAAAUCUACUGAUAAUAACAAUGGUAUUGUGGAAAACAAGCCUGUUUCAGAAGCGGUCAGUGAUGCUGAAACAGUCGACUUGGAUGAGGAUGCUAGUAAUCAAAGCUUGGAUCUCUUGGAAACUCCAUUUGUAAUCACUCCCAAGAAAGAGGAAUGUAUGAACAAAGAUACCUGUAAUUCCAGUUUAGAUCUGUUGAAAUCUACUGAUAAUAACAAUGGUAUUUUGGAAAACAAGCCUGUUUCAGAAGCGGUCAGUGAUGCUGAAACAGUCGACUUGGAUGAGGAUGCUAGUAAUCAAAGCUUGGAUCUCUUGGAAACUCCAUUUGUGAUCAAUACAAACGAAGGAAGUCCUAAUGAAGACGUCAGCAAUAACAGGGAUGAUGGUGGUACGACAAUGGUGUGGAAAAACCCAGUUAAAGAAGAGAUUAUGAAUAGUUGGGAACCAGAUGUAAUAGACCUUGCAAGUAUUGAUGACUGUUCAUUAGAAGGAAACUUGAAAGAUCACUUCAGUUCAGGAAAAGAGGCUCCACCAGCAGAGAACAAAGCAGGAGAGGAAAUUAAAGGAGAGGAUUCAAGGGAUGACUUCAGUGAUGAAUUCAGCGAUGACAUACUCUUGCAACUGGAUGAAGCAGAAAAAAGUCUGGUACUUGAGAGUUCUAGCAGUGACAUGAGUGGACAUGCUGACCAAGUUGAGGAAAAGGAUGAUUUGGAAAAUCAACCCAGUGAGAGGAAAUAUUUGUCAACUUUGAAACAGUACUUUGGUUAUUCCAAGUUCAGACCCAAGCAGUGGAAGAUUAUUGAAGCAGUGCUCAAUGACCGCCGUGACACUUGUGUCAUCAUGGCCACAGGACACGGUAAAAGUUUAUGCUACCAGUAUCCACCCCUGUUUACUGGUAAAACAGCUGUAGUUAUUUCUCCACUCAUCUCAUUGAUGCAAGACCAAGUAUUGGGACUGAAAGCGGCCAACAUUGAAGCGUGUUUCCUUGGAUCAGCCCAACAGAACAUGACACAGAUCAAGCAUGAAAUGAUGAGGGGAAAGUAUCGUCUGGUGUACAUCACCCCAGAAUUUGCUAGUGCUGCAACAGAUAUCUUGCACAAUCUUGACAAGAGUGUUGGUAUUGAUCUGAUUGCCAUUGAUGAAGCCCAUUGUGUUAGUCAAUGGGGGCACGACUUUCGCUCAGCUUAUCGGUCGUUAGGUAAAUUACGGAGCGCCUUCCCAAACGUACCUAUCAUGGCAUUGACAGCAACAGCCACACCUGAGGUGAAACGGGAUAUCUGUAAAAGUCUCCACCUGAAAAACCCACUGAUAGUCUGUACAGGAUUUGACAGACCAAACUUAUACUUGGCUGUGAGUUCAAAGACUUCCCUGAUUGAGGAUAUUCGUUCCCAGAUGACGAAGAAGGGUUCUCGUUAUGAGUUUGAUGGACCUACCAUCAUUUACUGUCCUACUAAGAAAACUACCAUGGAGGUAGCUGGCUGUUUGUCAGCCAUGCAAGUCUCAUGUCUACCAUAUCACGCCGGUCUCACAGCAAAAUCUAGGGAUGAUGCCCACCAUAAGUUCGUCAAUGAUCAAAUACAGGUUGUAGUUGCCACAGUAGCAUUUGGUAUGGGAAUCGACAAGCCAGAUGUCCGAAGGGUCAUUCAUUAUGGAGCUCCCAAGGAUAUAGAGUCCUAUUAUCAAGAAGUGGGUCGGGCAGGCAGGGAUGGAAUUCCAAGCAGGUGUCAUGUCUUCUUUUCAAACGGUGACUUUAACACUGCCAGGCAUUUCAUUAAUGAAAUUAGAAAUACUGGAUUUAAAGAACACAAAAUGAAGAUGCUUAAAAAAAUGCAGCAAUACCUGGCCAUUGUUGGAAAGUGUCGUCGAAGGUUGUUAUUGGGUCAUUUUGAAAACCGAGACUUGACUGACAUUGGUGGAACUGCAAAUUGCUGCGACAAUUGUCGUAAAAAGAUUGAGAUGAGCCAAAAGCAGAAUUACUAUGACUCCAAGAACUGGUCGAUGGCUGACAGUCUGGUGUCGGACGAGGAACGAGAAUAUGGGAAGGAGGCCAGGAAUUUAUUCUCAGCCAUUGACAUUCUUGGCAACAGAUACGGACUGAUGGCCCCUAUUAAGUUUUUAACAGGAUCUGUUGACAAAAAAGUGCAACGUUUUUCCACUCAUGAAGACUUUGGAUGUGGAAAGUAUAGGAAGGUCAGAUGGUGGAAUGCUUUUGGUAAGGCUUUAAUCCUAGAGGGAUAUCUGAUGGAGCGGCCUCUUGAUUUUGGAUUUGGGUCGGUCGUAGAAAUAUCUCAGAAAGGCAGAAAUUGGCUGACAAAGAAUAGGAAAGUUACAGAUGUGUCGCUCAAGAUGACACCCAGUGCUGCUUUGGCUGCUGAAGAAAGACCUGCUAUCAGCCUUUGUAUUAAACCAUCAAUCCCAGUGGUGACAGCCUCAACUAGUUCAACUUCAAGUUCAAGGAAGGUCAGUCUUGACAAGUUUCAACAUACACCCAAAUCUUCACCUCAAAUCAGACCAGUGGUGGAUGAGGCAACACUUAAACUAAAAGCACAGAUGGCAGCUUUACAGAAUGAACUGUACAAGGAGCUGUUAAAGAGGAGGAAUGAAAUGGCAGGCGAGACUGGAUAUGCUCCGUAUUCUAUUGCCAGCAAUAAAGUUCUGCUUGACAUGGCCAAUAUAAGGCCAAGUACCAAAGAUAUGAUGAUGAAACUAGAGGAUUUCCCACAGGCCAAAGUUCACAAGUUUGGAGACAUGUUCAUCACCAUCCUCACCUCUUUCUGCAUCAAACAUUCAGAGUGUAAAAUGGACAAUUUUCCAGAGAUAGAUGUUGGAAAGGUGUCCUCAAGUCUUGACAUUUGUAAACUAACAGAAACUCAGCGGACAUCCUACAUCAUGUACAAUCAAGAAAAGAUGGAUGUGGGAGAAAUCGCAUCCAGACGUUGUUUUAAAACCAACACGAUUAUAUCUCAUCUCUGCGAGGCAGUGAAAAUUGGUCUGGAGGUUGACAUUCAGAAGUUGGGAGUCAAUUCUCGGAUAGAGCAACUUGUCACAGAGGUUAUAAGAGGUCCUUUAAAAUCAGACAUCAGUUAUUUGACGAAGAUCAAAGACCUUUUGCCCGAAUAUAUUGAAUAUAGUCACAUCAAACUAGUUAUUGCAUCAUUGUCAUGGAAACACGGUCAGGAGGUGCUACCAACUGGGGAGCUGGUCAUCUUAGGUGGUGCUGUAACAUCCUCUCCACUGAAGGGCGCUUCAGUGUCAUCAACAAACAGUGAGCCAGUCCCUUCAUCAGAGUCAGUAGGUUCCCAGGAUGCUUCUCAGCACUCUCAGAACAUGGAGGGGGAAUCAUCGCAAACUACUGGAACGAAACGAAAACUGCCAUCAUGGAUGUCGUCAAAUAAACCAAUGAGCAAAAAAAUGAAGUCAAACCGUCUCUUUCGGUGAUGGAUGAGGGAAUAAAAGGGGAUGAUGUUUUUAUAAGAUACUGUAUCACAUCGAGCAUAAUUGGAUACUUGUGUGUAGUGUGAAUUUAGAACAUGUAACAUGUGUGAGUGCUUUUAUAAAAAUUUGUAUAAUGUUGGUGUCAGUAAAUACAUAUAUAGGGGGAGGGGGGGGGAAUGUGAUGGACAGAAAAAUUUGAUUUCUAAAGCAGCACAGAGAAAAUAAGCAUUGUUUCAGAAUUGAUAAUACUGUAUACCUGGUUAUUUUUGCCCUUGACCAUUAUACACUAAUUCGCCCCGUGUUCAUUUUGCCCUCUGGGAUUAUAUAAAAAGAGAUUUUGUCUUACACGUUCAUGGACAAAAAAGGGCAAAAAUUAAAUUGAGACAAAAAUUUUGUGGUGUACAUUAAUUGUCCUGUGUAUUAUUAGUGCUAUAAUAUAUACCUUCAAAGAUUUAUAUCAUGAUAAAUAAAGUUUAUGAUCAGAUAUUUAAUAGGUAAUUGUCAGGUUUCACAGUUAUGUAAAGAUUAAAUACCUGUAUAUAAAUGUUUAAAACCAUGAUAUUAACCUUGAGAGGCAUUUGUUAUAGGACUACAUAUAUAUGAUGAUUUUAAAAAUAAGUAUAAUUUAGACUCCUGACUAACAGGAUAUUUUAAAAUGGACUAGAUUACCGCAGUGAUAUGAAAUAUGAACAUGACAGUGAUAGAUGAGGAAAAAUAUAUACUGGAAAUAUAAACAGUACCUUAUUCAAUGUGAUAUUCAUAAAAGUCAAUGCAAAUUGUUUGUCUGCUGCUUUUGGAGACAAAAUGAUGAUUAAAAUUAUUUGUUAUGUUGUUAAAUGUGAUUUGCUCAAUCAAAGAAUGGAAGGGGGUUAUAUGAUAAUGUUGUCUACCACUCCAUCCAUACACAUCACCAUUUCCCGACAACAAUGUUAAUACUUCUGAAACAUUCAAUAAUAAACUUCACACAAUGCUUUCUAAAUGUGAAUGGUUUUUUAGGGAUUGCUUUUGAGGUCAGAAAAUAUUAAUGUCAAGGUCACUGUGAUUUCAGAUAGAUGAUUUUACCUGAUAAUCAUAUUCGGAAAAUAAAUUGAAUUCUCAUGGACCAAUCAAACUCAACACUUUCACGUCCUGAUAGCUUAUUGGGAGUACAUGCUGGCGAAUUUUAAUCCUUUGACAAUACCUUUGUUAACUUUUAGAUUUGAAGAAUAAGUAUGUAGAAAAAUUAUUUGAUUUGUGUAUAUGAAAGAUUAAUUUUUAUGAUAAUUUCCAUCAAUAUUUUUGUGAAUCAUUAGAAGUCGAGAUGUUUGAUAAUAUGACUUUUGCUAAGAAUCAAAAUCAACCAACUUCCAUCAAUCAGUACCAAAAUACUGGUGUGUGCUAGGAAUGAUUAACGUAAUCACUCAUGCUAAUCACCGGGGUUUUCCCCAUGGUCUCUGGUUUCCUUCCACACUGGGACCCCUUGUGUGCUUCCAUCCGAGCCAACAAAAGUAAUUAAUAUAAGUUGGAAAAACUUGCUUUGCAAUUGUUGUAAGAUCAAUAGUUUACUUUAGUAAGAUCACUUGAUGUUAAAAUUUGUAAUCCAUUUGUUUGAAUUGGUUUGGAAUUAAAUUAUUCUUUACAACAUUUAGAAUCGAAUACUGAGACCUAUGUAAUCAGGUUUUUUGAUGCCCUCCAAUAAGGAAAAUAAGGUAGUAUUUCAUCUAGUUAAACAAGUCUGGGAUUCCCGUAACAGAUGUGAAAAGGUAGGGGGUCACCUUUGUGACCUCAUAGGUAUAAAUCGAGUACUCCCUUUCACAGGAAAACUCCUCACAUGUUUACAAGUGUGCCAGAAAGAGUGAUUUGUAUAAGUUGAAAUAACUUGUUAUAAAAUAAAUGAAAUUUAUAAACAAGAAAUGAGAAACAAUUUGUUAUAAUGUUUCUUUUGUUGAUUUUGAUGAUUAAUUAGCAUGAUGUGAUAUAACAAUAAUUGUGAUGUGUUAUUAAGUGGUGGUAUGACACAGCCAAUCCUUUCUAUUACAGCUCUUCACUUACUUAUCAGAGAUUGUCCUGAUGUUAUCUCCCUUGUCACUGUAUUCUCAUUAACUCCAUCUAGACUCCUGUUCUAAUACAGAAAAGUCCUUACGGAUACUACACAGCUUUUAAUGUGUAAUCAUAUGUUCUAAUACAGAAAAGUCCUUACGGAUACUACACAGCUUUUAAUGUGUAAUCAUAUGUUCUAAUACAGAAAAGUCCUUACGGAUACUACACAGCUUUUAAUGUGUAAUCAUAUGUUCUAAUACAGAAAAGUCCUAACAGAUACUACACAGCUUUUAAUGUGUAAUCAUAUGUUCUAAUACAGAAAAGUCCUUACGGAUACUACACAGCUUUUAAUGUGUAAUCAUAUGUUCUAAUACAGAA